CGCACUUUUGGCUUGCUGCUACUGCUGAGCACGUUUGCCGUAUAUAUACACGGGUCUCCACGAGACCUCCCCAUGCUCCCUCGAGAUGUACAGUGGCUCCACGCUCACCAGGGCAAGAAAGAGGAAGGGGACGACGACGACUCUGGACAUCCUCCCCUCGUGACCGGAGACAUCCUCACCAGCGGCUCUGACGACCACCGCACUUCCGCGCCUCCCUCUUCGCCUGCCAUGAGCUUUCCAACAUCUGCGGUCGGCCCGAACCCUAUCGGGCAGAACAGUCCCAUAGGACCGCCCAUCAACAACAACAAUCCUUGGGCAUCCGCGGCAUCGUCCUGGUCAAAGUUCCAGGAGUCGCAGCUUACCAAGUCGACCCAAUCAUCGCCCCCAUCCACGUUUCAGACUUUGACUUCGUCGUCCACUUCCAACCAGGCCUACUCAGAGUUGAACACCCCACCCGUCACCAAAACAUCUUCAUCGUCUAACGGUGCAUUCACCACGUCAGGUGCCGAUGACGCUGCCGACACCAGACCCGGCUAUGACCACAAAAAGCAUGCCAGCCAGACGCCCAUAUACGCGGCAGCUGCCGUGUCCGUCUUGACUUUCGCCAUAAUGGGUUUUAUCAUUUACUUUUGCAUGCGCAAACGCAAGAGACAGAAUCAGGCCUUGGCAGCAGUUACAGUUCCCCAAUCUCAGAUGAAGCAACGCGACGGAACUGCUCAAGCUCUUGAGAUCCAAGCCUACAUGGCAGCUACAACCGCCCCUCCAACAUCGCUCACCCGAGAGCCCUCCUACACAGCGCCCCCAAGCGGUUCCCCUCCCCCGCACACGCCUCCCCCCGUCAUCCUGGGCCCCAUCUCAGCAGGCUCCAACGGAAACUACUUCACGGGAAUCGACACCUCUGACCUAGUCUCAAUAACAAGCAACGACCAACACCGUCCCGCCGACCUCGAUCGCAGCAAUGCUGUGGGCCUAGGGAACCCAUUCGCAGAUAGCAACAGUCUUAAUGAGGAACCCCCGCCGCCGUACCGUCCACGUAGCGUGUUUCUAGCAUCGUCGCGCGGGUCUCUUGCGCCUUCGUCGUCUUCCGUAGCUUCGUCUUCUCACAACCGUGGCUUGGAGGGGGAUGGCGUCGCAGGUGUGCGCUCGCCUUUCGACGAUGCGCAUGGUGUUUUCGAUGAUUCGGACUCUUUCGUGUCGACCAGGUCCGAUGCAUUGCUUCGCGGUCGACCGUAGAGUGUUUUAAUUCUCCAGCAAUGGGCAUGGAUGCUUUGUUGCUCGACUACAUCCUUUUCUUGUUCCGAAGUUUGGUCACUUAAUCUUUUCCUCUUAUUCUUUUCUACUCACUUUCCUUCGGCUCGGUUUUAUAUUUUUCUAUACGAUGAUAUGAUGGUACGAAUACUGCGUAAGGCAUGGGUUUUUGUAUGUGUAUAUAUUGAAUUCUCUUUCUAGGUAGCUCUAGGUAGCUCUCUGUUGUAGGUUCAGUGCGUAGGGUAUGUCCUGAGAUAGCUUCUCACCGGCAAACAGACCCUGAUAAAAAAUAGUAUGAAGUAUUGAAAAGGUGGAAUGUGAUGUUAGUAUACAUUGAAUUCAUGAUUGAUAUGGAAUAGUUGAUUCUCAUUCCCCUUUCAUCUUUCGGAUCAUAGUCGGGCACCAGCACUGAACACCUCUUCAAUCGCAUGAAGUAAGGGAGUGGAAACAUCAUUGGCUCAUCUGCCUAUGGCCCUCUCUCCUCUAUACCUUCUGUUCUUCCCCCUCGCUCAUCUUCUCUUUUCCCUACACCCCUUCUGAUCCGAAUACCACUGACCUGAAUAACUCCCCAUUUUCCCAUAUUGCGUCCAUCUCACCCCGACUUUAUCUCGCACGCUUUUCUCUAUCAUAACAUGUAUUUGCUUCUCAUAACUAACCGAAUUUAUCCAGAAUCCACAGACAACUUGCGUCUAAGACAAAAGAAGAUGAUUCUG
Molecule: messenger RNA, 1961 nt
Organism: Periconia digitata
Lineage: Eukaryota; Fungi; Ascomycota; Dothideomycetes; Pleosporales; Periconiaceae
Source: the annotation of a GenBank genome assembly